AGGUCGCUGCGCGCUCCCGGGUCCUGUAGCUCAAUACCGGGAUGGACAGAGACAUUAGCGGCGGGGGGAAGCGGAUGCUGAAGCUCUAAGAGGAUCAAGGGGGAGAAAUGCGUGUUUUUUUCCCCUGAACUCCAUCCCCCCCAUCCUCCCGGGAGAUGCAGAGAGCUGAGUGAUGCUGCACAAAGGGCUGUGCGCGCUGGGGAGGAUGCAGCAUCCUGCAGGAGGAGCGCACUGAGCAGCAGAGACAGGGAGGAGCAUCCACCUGCUGCAAGCACAGCUCCCUCUCUCUCUCUCGCUCUCUCUCUCGCUCCCACUACUUGCCCACUGCACAGGGAGGGGGAAGAGCUCACUGAUCCAGGGCACAGGGGCAGCCACUUACUCAGCCACCUCACUCUAUUCUCUGAGCCAGCCCUGAGCAGCACUGAGCCACCUUGGAUUAGGGUACUAUUGAGCCAGCACACUUGCUGGGCACCCACUCACUACUGAGAUACUACAGGGACUCCCUGAUCCAGAGGACACUAAGUGGUUUAUCGCUGGAGAGGCUGUAACAACCAUUCAUCCUCCACCGCUUCCAACCAAUGAGCCUGCCACUAGAAAGCCAGAAGAUAAAGUGGGCACUUUACUAGUAGAGUGAUAGGAGCGCUGACCCCAAACACUCCUCCAUACAAGCAGCAAGAGCCAGCCCCUGGCAUGUGAGGAUACCUUCAACUAGGACCCCAUGUUGCAACGCUGUCAUUACCAGCUCUGAUUAAUGACAUCAGAAGAAUAAGCUUUAGAGAAGGGGUGAGGCUCCAGGAGGACGUGUAAUUUGGAACAUCAACAUGAGAAUCCUCGACUAAGAAGGUCUGCUGUGUGUCCACCUGCUUCCAGAAUCCAGAUAAAUUCUCCCUGUCCUGAAUGAGUAUUGUUUGCUGAAUAUGACUCGCGGUUGAAAAUUCACAGGAAAUAUACCUGCAGACUAUUACGACUGGACACCCGCAGUGAGUUAUGGAAUGAGCACCACCACGAUAAAUUAAUGGACAGCCAGGAAGAAAAAGACCCCGCUGUACACGGAGCCAGCACCCUUCUGAUAAAUGGGAUAAAUGAAAAUGACCUGCAUGAUCCCGAAAAUAAUGUGAAGUCCUACAAUGCUGCAGAUGCUGCUGUUACUUUUCCUGCCUUAACGCAGAAGGAAACCCAUGUUUGUCACAGAGCAUUGCCCCCCAUCAGUUCCAAGGAAACCUGCUUACUGAGCCCUCCAUCUCCAUUGAGGUUGUCCGAUGCAGCUGAUCACGUUGCCUGUGACCCCUCUGCACAGGCCAUUUCCCUGACAACCUGUGUGACCAAGGGCUUGAGUGCCUGGUCCUUGCCCAGUGAAAGUGAAAAAACACAAUUUACCAUCAUGGAACCUGGGGCAAUAUCUGCACUUACCGACGACUGUUUGAUGCAACAAAGUCGGACAUGUCUAGGCUGCUUUAUAGAAACGAAAGAUGGCGUUGACCCAGAGCCAGGAGUAAGUCUAAAAAUGGGAGAUAUAAACAGGGACUAUGAUACUUGUCCAGUAUCGGACAUUGGGAUUCACUGCAUGAGCACAGGGGAUAAUUUAAAAUAUGGAGACCAGCUGCUUUCUGACCAGCUCCUCAGCUUUCCUGUUCAUAAGUCCGAGGAAGUAGACAAAAGAGACACAGAAAAACCAUCUGACAGUGACUCAGAGGACCCCACACAAAAGAAUUAUUAUGAUGGGCUUCUGCUGGACAAGUGCAAUGGGGAGGAGGCUCUGCUAACCAACGUAAACCAAGAGUGGGGCUACUUUGAGUCGUUUAUCAGUGAAAGUAAGAUUGAACUUCUAGACUUGUGCUCCAAGAAUGAGCUGUCAGUUAACUUAUUUUCGGAAGAAGAUGUUGAUAAUUACAUGUUUGAUGACGAUGACUCUACACUGGGUAGUGAUGUUUGUUCUCUUAAGAUCAGAUAUGAGUCAUUCCAGGACAAUGUGAGAGAAAAGACGACUGCCCUCCAGGAGGAUGCCCAGUUUAAUUUUUUCCCAAGUGUCUUCUCCAACUGCACUAAAAAGGAAAGCAAAAGCUCAAGAAAGAAAGCAAUGGACCCUUCAAAUUUCAAACUCGAGGAAGGGGGAAUCUGGGAAGAUGAUGAUGACGAUGAUGAAGAAGAAAUUGAAGAAGAGAGCGUGGAAGUUAAAUCCAACAUGAAUAAAUCUAGUGGAAGCAUGGAUGUGGUACAAUAUAUCAGCACAAAAAGAAAUCACUUUUUGGAUUCAGUCAAUUCGGCUGAAGACUCGGGAGAGUACAGCGAUGACAGCUCAUGCAGUGAGUCUUCAUAUGAUGUUCUGGGAGACAUUAAGGACUGUAGCAGGUAUUUGUCCCGUGAGCACUCUCAUUCACUCAUCCAACCAAAUUAUGGUCUUAGAGAAAAGAGAAAAGUCAGGUACAGCGAAGACUAUUUGUAUGACAUGGAUUCCUUGGAGAAUGAGAAAGUUGUGGAGAAGAAGGAAGAAGCUCCAGUUGGCCUCAAAGAAGAAGAUGAUGAUGACUGGUGCCCCAAAAAAAGAAGGAAAGUGUAUAGAAAGGAGCCUCCAGUUAUUAUAAAAUACAUCAUUGUCAACAGGUUUAAAGGGGAAAAGCAUAUGCUUGUCAAACUUGGCAAGCUCGACGCCAAUGAAACUACAGUUACUCUGAAUGAUGUCCAACUUGGAAAAUAUGAAAAGCUUGCACCCCUCAAAGACUACUGGGUGGAACAUCAAAGGAACGCAUCAGCCAUGCAUGGAAAAACUAAUCCUGAUGGGUCUGAAAACCCUGUCCCACCCAGAAAGAGAAAAGGGCAGUUAGCAAAUAGACACAGGCUGCAGAGGAUACAAACCAUUGAACAACCAUUGAUCAGAGAGGGCCUUUCCUCCUAUGAAAACAGACAAGCAUGCAGUAGCAAAGAUGAUGCCAGCCUUAAUGACUUGCAUACAUUAGCCAUAGAAAACCCGAACUGCAUUAAAAGAUUGCAUUUAGGUGAUGUGAUUUCAGAUGUUGCUCCAGUGCGGAGCAGAACUUUAGAAAGAGAGCUUAAAAACAAAGAGAGGAAGGUAGUUCGUAGAAUCAAGUUUAAAAGUGAAGCCAGACUGAAGUGCAAACAGCUCAAACUGGAGCAGGUAGAUGACAUUAAUGUUCAAGAUACAAGUGCAGUCUAUCCAGCUAUGGAAAAUCAGAACUCCACAACUCUUAUAAAAGAGGAAGCAAUUCAUUGUGCAUCAGACAAUACCCAUCUAUCUCAAUGCCAUGCUGAUAAUGAUGCUAAAAAUUCUUCUUUUUUACAAGCCACCUGCUCUCCCGACAAGCCAGUACCAUCUGCUCACAUAACUACCAAUGUACCCGUUCUCCCUGGCGGCUAUCUGCAGACAUUGUUAGAUGCAUCAGAUUCAUCUAGCAGCACUGGCAUCACAUACUUUUCACCACAUCCCUUGGGGCAGCAAUCACUCCAUGUCAUACAGACAGAAAAACAGUUUAAUUCUCUCCAACUUGCACAGAGCUGUGUUCUUUCACCCCCUUCCGAAUCUGAGCUUCAGCAAUCACCCCAUCACUUAGAUAUGGAACAGAACUUCCCUGAUAUGUGGCAUGGAAAGUCCUCGAGUAGUCAAACUGAGUUCAUUGCAAACCUUAGGGAAGUGUCCGUCAUAUCUGGGGCAUUCACAGGCUCUACAGCUGUAUCUGAUGCAGACAUCACUGCUUCUGGAUAUAGUCAAGUUCAUCCAAAUACCACCAAACAGCUGUACCACAAAAUAUAUUUGCCUGAGGACCAGAUUCAGCAAGAUGACUCUUACCAACCUUGUCAUUAUAGCAAUGGAGAUGGGCGCUUCACUCUACAGAGAGGGACGCUUACCACAGACAAUGGAAGGCUUAUUAGUUUUGACUCAGUAGGCUCAUUGUCUGUUGGUUCCAGUAAUUACAGCUCAUUGAGUUUGAAGUCAUGUGAAAAGGAUGGUGAGGAUGAAAUUAGCGAUGAUUUCCUAGCCCACUGUAGCCCCAAACUUGUCAUACAGCAGAGCAUUGAUGAAAUCACACCAUUAAAAGAGUCCACUGACCUUUUAGACAUCUCCAAUUUCACCCCUGAUAAGUUUAGGCACUCUUCACUUUCUGAAAUGUCCCCACCUGACACCCCUAACCUCUCCCCCCAGAUUGCAGGUCCAGAAGUAAAGUCUGUCGCUAACCUAAAGGGCUUCCAGAAUGGCAACCAGGCGGUGCACAGCAGCCCAGAGAAAACCAAGUGGAACUGUACUGUGCAUCCUUCUCAGGAGCAGAACAAUAAUGGCUUUGCACUGAAUAAUCACCAGUUCCAGUUCCACAUGUUUAAUGAUGAGGAUUCUGUGAGUGUUUUGGAAAAGGGCCCAUGUUUAACUGCAUUUGAUGAAACUGCAGGGGCCAUUACCAGCAACAGUAAAGCAUCAAAGUCUAAAAAGAAAACAACAGCCAGCAGAAAUGCCGGUUGCAACCAAAGCUCUCCUCCAAAAAGUACCAAGAAAAAAUCCCCCAAAGUUAACAAAGGUGCAGAUAAAACGCAAGUAAAAGCUCCUCGGCAAGCAGGUCCAAAGUCGUCCAAAAAAGGCAAAAAUGACAAGAGCCAAAGUGCAGGCAGCCGAACAGGCCAGUUGAACAGUGCACUCCCCACAUCCAAGGCUGACACCAUGCAGCAUUUUGGACCUGGUGCUUCGAAGGCAGGAAAGCAGAACAACUGGACGUCUGAAAAAAGUGGUGGGUGGCCUAAUUCAAAGAAAGGAAAUGCCAACAAUCUGAUUGAUGAUGACCAAAGGGAGUUUGAAGAACCAUCUAAUAUUCUGUCCAACAUUGCAUCUGGCAUGGCUGAUGUUCAAAGGUUCAUGAUGGCCUCAAUGGAGCCUUUUUAUAGUCCUGUUUGCCAUAACAACAUUCCUGAUAUCUUGGUGUCUCCAGAGUCCAACAGCUUGAAACUAAAAACUCUAAAAAUUCUUGCUGGGACCCCACAGGAGCUCAAAAAGAAGAUAAAUGGCAGCUCAGCUGGGAGCACAAAGAAGUCUGCAAACAAGGGCUCAGGUAAGAAGUUAGGGGUGUUUGACCCCAGCUGCCCUCUGGGUUAUGGAGCAAACCUUCACUCCGCCUUUUUUGAUAAGAACUUUGGAAACCUAAGUAUUUUAACCAAUACUGUACCGACUCACAAAAAGCUGUACCGUCACAAGUCAACAUCGAAAACGUUAAGGGAAGAAAAUUUUAAAGGGAAAAGAUUGGACCAAGCCCAUAAGGACCCUUCGGUCACAAUUGCGCUCGAAAAACUGAGGUAAUGCUGCACCAAAGUGGCUAAAGUAUCUCCUUUAUGUUCCUCAUUCCUGCUAAGCCUGCUGAUUUCUGUUUUAGUUCCUUUUUAAUUCUGGCUACAAGUCUGCAUGAUACAACCAUUGCCUUGCAAAGACUAAAACAAACAUAAAAAAAGGCUGUGCAUGUCAUAUUCUAACAAGCUACCUAUUAUGACUGAUUUCUGACUUGGUCAGGGUUUUACAUUGACUAAAUCUAACAAAGCUUCUAUUUUCUGCAGUUUGGCAUUCUUUAUUUAUAAGAUACAUUACGUGCUUUAUUGAUAUUCUAGCGCAAAGACCUUUUUUUCUUUGUUUUUUUGUUUUCAAACACUUUGUAAAAAAUCUACAAAAAAAAAUAUGCAUCAAAAAGCCACAAUGUGGAAUUUAAAGGAUUAUAACAAAUUCUCGUGUUGAUUUUUUUUUUCCCCGCAUCAUGUGGUCCCAUGAUGUGUUCUUCGGCUCCCCCUGCUGAGCUUUUCGCAGAUCUGCGUUGGAAAACCAGAUGCCUGAAACUGUGUUUACAUUGUAACCACCCCCCUAUUGGAUUAUCAAGAUGACACCAAGCAAUUUUUUCUGCAGGGAGUCAAGAAUUCAUACAAAGCGGGGGGGGGGGGGGGGGGGAAUACACUUUUGAUUUUUUUUCAAGAAAAGACAUCUUUUUUUUAAAGAAGAAAAAAUAAAAUCGAUGUUUAUGUUUUUUGUUUCUUUGGUGGCGGGGGAAACUAUAAAUGCCUUGUGCUUUGUUAAUCUGUUAAGUGCUGAAAAUCGAGGGUUUGAAUUGUGACGACUUGUUUGAAGGGCAGCUUAAUCUGGUAUUCUCUGUGAAAGACUGUUUAUAAAGUCAUACUGUUGUACAGUAAUUAAUGCACUAUUUACAACCCAUGUGAAAUCUGAAAACAAUGUGCCAAACUCUGAUCUGUGACUGUACAUAUAUAUAGGAUAAAAUAUAUAUAUAUAUAACUAGCAGGCAUAUCAUUGGGGUGGUGGGGAUAUUUUGUGAACCUAAGCCUUUUGCUUUACUGCAAACAUUCCAAAAUAUAUAUUUUUAAUUCACCUACUCCGGAGCACCUAAAUCCACAAAAUACGGAUACAUUUGGAUUUGGUUGGGAUUUUAUCAUCUGCAUAAUUAACAAAGUUGAAAUGUGCCAUAAUUUCUUACCUCAUAACAUAAGAUCAUUGUGUUUAUGUGACAUAAAUAUACCCAGAAAGACCAAAGGCUAUAAAGAAACCAUGGGGCUUACGCUGAAACUCUUAGCAACCAAUCAGCAGCUAGCUUUUGCUGGUACAGUACAAUAAUAAUAAUAAUAGCAGACAUCUGAUUGGUUACUGAAAAUCUUGCACGUGCACCUGCCUAACCCCAAUAGUCUCUCUUAUUGUCUAUCAGUGUUCUGCUCCACAUUCUAUGCAUUCAACCACUGCACAAAUCUACAAAAGAGAAUGAGUGGAGUAUCUUCAGUCUCUGUGCUAUCUUGUGGCUGGGGACAAAAAGUAUAUAUGCACUAGACUGGCAUUGCAUUUUAUGAUGCCUUUCAACUACAGCAGAGAUCUGCAACCUGGAGCUGUUUAAUUGUUGCCAAACUACAGCUCUCUACAUCCAGAGAAUUCAAAUAUCAAGUGCAAAGUUGGCUACAGAUCUAGAAAGCCACAGUGCCCAAUCAGAUUUUAGCUUUCAAACAGUGGGUCAAUACAAGGUACGCUACUUGCUGGCUGGUUGCUGUGGGUUACAAGACUUAGAACAGCCUUUGCCCCUUUCUAUUACAUUCCACGAUAUAGCAGGAUGUUCACUUAUUACAAACUAGAAUAUAGUCAGGACACUGAGUUAAAUUUAUGUUCUUGUUGAUUUGUCAGCCCUGAUUUUCUCAUGCUGCGUGACUUACAUUGUUAUUAUUGUGUGUCUAUGUUUACCCAAACGGUUUUCAAUUCACUGCCUUCAGUGUUUACCUGUGAAUGGGGGCACCCUGGAUACUACAGGUUAUAGGAAGGGAUUUUUGCUAAAGGGAAAAUAUACUUUUUAAAUAUGUAUGGCGUUCAUCUCUACAUAUUAGAGGGAAAUACAAAUAUAUAGCUUAAGAAAAUGUUCUUUUGCAGAAUGGCCUUUGUACUGAAUUCAAAAAAAAGAACUUAAAGGAUUUCCUACUUAUACACAGGAUAUAGUGUCCCUUUAAAUAUAAACUAGUUUAAUAGGUCAGUAAUUCCCCAGGUUCCUCAUAUUUAAAAAAAAAUUCUAGUUACAUUUUUAAAAGAAACCCUUGAAUGAAAUGAAUCCGAAUUGUUCUCUUAUAAGCACUUCAGCAUUUUACUUUUUUUUUCAGUUUUUUUUUUUUUAGUUUUUACACUGCUAAUAUAAUAUAUUUGAAACAGCUGCAGCAACAGCAGACCAGUCGGUUGAAAAUGAAAUUAGUGAGAAGAGGAAAGUCCUGUGAUAACGACUCUUCUCUUCUCAUUAACUACAUUUUCUGAGCAGCACUACACCACAAGACAUCGCUUUGCCGACUGUAUUUCUUUAGCCGAAUUGAACAGCAGAUGGUGCUGUUGUUUCAAGUGAAUUAUAUAAGUAGUGUGAAACUGAUAAUAUCUUGAAAACUAGAAUAAGAGGUAAUUAAUGUAAUGAAGAACACUCUGAGCAAUUUUACAUUCAUUAGUUUUGAGGGCUUACAUCUCUUUUUAGAGAAAGAUAUCCUUUUUAUAAGAACAUAUUGUCUUUUUUUCUUUUUUAACUGUCUUUUUUUUAAUCUAGACAUAAGGGCAUAGCUUUGUGUGUGCACAGGUUAUUAAUUGCCUGCUACUUUGCAUUUAUACUGGAAUGGUGGUUGCCUCAGAUGAGGUACACUCAAACUUUCCUUAUAAACAGCAUGCACAGUUUAAAUGCAAAAUAAUAGGACGAUUCAUUCGCAUAACUUCUGGGCGUUGUAUCAUGUAUUACAGGUAUCUGACCCAUUAUCUGGAAACCCGUUAUCCAGAAAACUCCGAAUUACACGGAAACCAUCUCCCAUAGACGCCAUUCUAUCCAAAUAAUUCAUAUUUUUAAAAAUGAUUUCUUUUUUCUCUGUAAUAAUAAAACAAUACCUUGUACGUUAUCCCAACUAAGAGAAUUAAUCCAUAUUGGAGGCAAAACAGGCCUGCUGUGUUUAAUUCAUCUUUAAUUCAUGUCUAAAUUACUGAAAGGUCUGUUAUCUGGAAAACCCCAGGUCCCAAGCAUUCUGGAUAACAGGUCCCAUACCUGUACUAGUCUAACACUCCUGACAGCCGAACCACAGACACCAGUGACCAAUUUCAAUUUAAUUUAGCAUCAACAGCCAAAUUCCACCAAGAAAUAUAUUGCCGUUGUAGAAAAAAAUACCCUAUCCUUUAAAUGCCAACUUUGUCAUGUGUUCACUAAUGUGCCAUAACCAACUAUGUGACAUGUGACCUGAGUAGGCUUGAUGUUGGGCAGAAGGUUUAUUUGGAGGGGGUCUAUGCAUCAAGCUUUUACAAAGGGCAUUUUGCAAUAAUUAUGAUUUCAAAACAUUGUGCCUCAGAACAGCAAUAUACCAAGGUAAAUUCAGCUUUAUUUUGGUCCAGAUGAAUGGUGUAUGGGCGUAUAUAGGAGAAGGAGGCAUAGUGUAUUACAUAUUGGGGGAUAAAAAAAAGUGCCAAACAUGGAAGGGGACGGACAUUAUUUACACUACUGUUCUAUAUACGUCGGGGUAAUCAUUAAAGCUAAGAAAUCUCAUAAACCAUGUAUUUUGCCAUUAAGGGGUCAGGAUAAAGUAUUAAGCUGUCACUAUUGUCUUAAACAAAGGCUGAGUGUUAAGAAAAAAGCUACAUGUGUGUGUGUCUGCUUGUGUAUGUGUUGGUGUGUACAGACACAUACAUACAUGAAUAUAUACACAAACCUAAGUCUGUACUUGGAAUGCCAUUGUUUUUUUCUCCAAAUGGAAGUUAAAUAUCUAAAAUGUUCUUAACCUUAUAU
Messenger RNA from Xenopus laevis (African clawed frog), 9257 nucleotides. RefSeq names its product neurite extension and migration facto L homeolog (gene nexmif.L). The record is from RefSeq and is a predicted model, not a curated record. Gene Ontology annotation, cellular component: nucleus. Gene Ontology annotation, biological process: negative regulation of cell-cell adhesion mediated by cadherin; negative regulation of neuron migration; negative regulation of cell-matrix adhesion. The transcript has 5 exons. Lineage: Eukaryota; Metazoa; Chordata; Amphibia; Anura; Pipidae. Bases 1016 to 5293 code for a protein of 1425 amino acids.